AGCCCUACCAAAGAAUGGCAUGGAAUUUCAUAUCAACAUUUACAUUAAUCUACUUCCAAUGUUAACCAAUUAGGAAAAUAGGCUAAAUGCAAAUCAUGGUCAUAAUCUCACCACUGAACUUGAUAAUGUGGAAUAUCAAGGUUAUUUGGAAGCUUUCUAAUGAUCAAAACUAUGGAGGAUGAUGAUUGAUGCGACUUCAAUAGUUUCCCUUUUUUGUUUGUUAGCAGUUGUCCCUACCCUAAAAUUAUGGCCUAUGCCCUUUUUAAGGAGAGAAAUUUUCAUUCUUUCCCCUCCAAGUUGUUCCCUCUAUUACAACAAGAUUUCUAUAGCAAUCUUUGCCUGCUCAAAUUUCUAUGCCACUAGAACUAUUAAAAAUAAUAUUUAAGGCUUUUGAUUUGUAGAGUAUUAUCUGUAAUCGUCUUCUAUUCUGUUGCUAGUGCACCUCUAACUACCUUCAAGCUCUCUUGUUUUGCUUCUUUUUAUUGUCAUGGCCACCAAUUCUGAAGCUGGAACGGUAGUCAUGAUACGAAAGGAGGAUGAAGUUUUAGAAACCAGUCCUGGAACCAACAAGAAACAGAUUCAACUACCCCCCAAAACCGAGAUAAAGGUAGCUGUUGUUUACUACCUAUCACAAAAUGGCCAGAUUGAGCAUCCUCAUUUUGUCGAAGUACCUCUCUCUUCUCCUCAAGGACUCUAUCUAAGAGAUGUGAUGAAGAUGCUAAACCUUCUCAGAGGUCAAGGCAUGGCUAACAUGUACUCCUGGGCUUCAAAAAGGAGCUACAAGAAUGGAUUUUUAUGGCAAGAUUUGUCAGAUGAUGACUUCAUAUACCCUUGUCAAGGCGAAGAUUACAUUCUGAAAGGAUCACUACUCCUAGAAAAUUCUCUUAGUUUUCGAUCCAACGGGUCAAUAUCAUCAUUGACCUCGAGACGUUCCUCAGAGAUGAACAGCUCCAGCAGUGAGGAUUCAAAUUCUUCUGUCACUAGAAGAAAAAAUUAUUCAUGGAGUUCAAUUGAUGGCAUUUAUGAACACAGAGUUUUCAAGUCAAAAACUUCUGAAGAACUUUCCAGAAAAGGUUCUGAUGUGUCAACACAGAUUGAUUAUAAUCCAAGAAUAAAAAUGGAAACUGAAGAAACUGAACCUGAAGGACUUGUUAUAAAGUCUACUUCAAAAGCUGCUGGGAGCUUGAAAAGCUCCAUAGAGGUUUAUAAGCCAGCUAACAUUAGGUGUCCAAAGGUUGAGAGAGAUCAUUACGAUGGCAGAAAGAAUAAGUCGAAGCUUUUGAUGAAGUUGACAGGGUGUGGAUGCGGAUCAAAAAGGUUGAAAGAUUUUAAGCAGAUGGAAGACAAGUAGUAAUGAAAAAGGUUCAAAGAUUUUGAGCAUGCAAGUGAAGUUCCUACAAUUUAUACUUGUGUUUCUUUAUUAUUAUGAGUGAUAAAUAGAAGAAUGCGAAGUAUAAUUCUUUAAUGUUGUGGUUGAUUUAAUAGAGUUUCUACAUAAGAUUUCAAUGCAAAUAAAGGACGUUAACUUUGAUUUUGAUAGCAAUAGAG
This is a messenger RNA of Hevea brasiliensis (rubber tree), 1548 nucleotides long. RefSeq names its product protein SOSEKI 5-like. NCBI's taxonomy places the organism in Eukaryota, Viridiplantae, Streptophyta, Magnoliopsida, Malpighiales, Euphorbiaceae. The coding region runs from base 488 to 1351 and encodes 287 amino acids. The record is from RefSeq and is a predicted model, not a curated record. The transcript is spliced from 3 exons.